Fusarium falciforme is the source of this 1290-nucleotide messenger RNA. Its product is annotated as GPI-anchored domain-containing protein. The record is from RefSeq and is a predicted model, not a curated record. Bases 1 to 1290 code for a protein of 429 amino acids. Lineage: Eukaryota; Fungi; Ascomycota; Sordariomycetes; Hypocreales; Nectriaceae. The transcript is spliced from 3 exons.
AUGAGUCUUGGCAAACGCGUUAAGAUGCUGCCAAACCUAGUGUUGCUCGCUGGCUGGGCUUUUUCUACCGUUGCGGCCAGACUCGUCUUUACCAACAGCAACUGGGAUGUCGAGCAGGGGACGCCCUUCACGCUCCACUACGAAGGCUGUGAUGAUGGCUGCACCAUCGCCCUUAUGACAGGCGCUUCUGAUAAUCUGAGAGUCGAAAAAGUAAUAACAAAUGGGGACUCGAGCUCCUCUGCGUCGGAAACGGCCGCUUCCUCCGAAACCCCGGCCGAGUCGACAACCACGUCAGAAACGUCAACGUCAACGUCGGUAUCAACUGCAUCUAGUUCAAGUAUCCCUGGCUCCGCAUCUUCAGCUGACUCUAAAGAUACUGUGACGUCUACAUCAUCUGGAACAUCUUCAACCCUAUCAACGGCAGCACAAGCCACCACAACAGCACCCAGCCCUCCCAAGCAUGGACUAAGUGCGGGUGCGAUUGCUGGAAUUGUAGUUGGAGUAGUAGCUGUCAUCCUCAUCGUCCUUGGAGCUUUGUUCUUCUGGAUGAGGAGGAGAAAGCAGAAGGCAGCCAAAGGAUCAACGUCAAACACUGACCCACGCGAUUCACAGCCUCAUAUUGCUGAGUUGGAGCAGCCAAAGCAGAUCGAUAUCGUCGUCACUCCAGCCACACCGGCUGAGAUGCGCGGGUCUACGCCGCCACCUCCGGCUACGGAGCUUGCGGGCCAGGGAAGAUUACCAGAGUUGCCAAUCACGGAGAAAGCCACCGAGAAGGAGCUAGAAGGAGACGUGGCUGCUAUUGUACCUGAGCUGCAGGGAGAGGAGAAGCAGACUGAAAAAGAACUGGAGGGCGACGUGGCUCGAACUGUGCCAGAACUGCAAGGGGAGGAUGAAAUGCUGCCUGCUGAGCUUUCCGCCGAACCCGCACGAAAAGACAACGAAGAGCAGCAGAAACAGUCCUCUGUCAUGCCACCCGCAGAAUUACCGAAUUCUACGGAGGAGCCACAGAAAAAGGAGACCGAAACGCCUUCCGCAGCUCAAACACAGACCGAUUCAUCAGCAUCUCCGUUGCCCAAAUCAUUUAGCGAAGCUGGAUCAACACCUGCUACCGAAACAAUUUCUCCCGUGUCACCACUGUCGGAUGAAGCAAGCCACGCGAUGCUCAUGGAGCAGUAUGCACAACUGGAAGCGCGCAGGCAAAGAAUCCUAGAGCUCAAGACGAUCGAGGAGGAACAAGCAGCAUUACGAGCACGACUGAGCAAGAUGCAAGGAGGUAAUGGAACAGAGUAA